UUCCGUUUACAUGGCAAAGGCCAUAAGAAAUCUAAGUGGCUUCAAUAAAAAAAAAUCUAGUGUUUUAAUUCGGAAUAUUUCUUCAUAAGAAUUACACAGUGCUCUAGGGAAGAACGGGGAGAAGAAUGGGAGGGAGGAGGGCGUACGAAAAAAAAAGGGGACCCACGUUUCCUCUUCUCCCCCAUUCGUCCCAUUCUCUGUAAAGGAUAAACCGCCGAUUAAAAUGAGACCUUAACGGAUGAGGAGCGAACUCUAGUUUACUAUCGGCAACGAUUUUCGUUUUCAUGAUUUUCCCAUAAGAGCCGUGUAAAACACGGACGCGUUUUUAAGGGGAAAAAAAGGAGGUGACCAGCUAAAAGUGGCUGUAAAUUUUAAACUUUUUAAGUUAGGUGAACCAAAUUUAUCCUGAAUAUAUAUUAGGGAAUAAAUAACAAAGCUCAUUUUUUCAAAUUAAUAUUUUAUUUUAUUUUAAUACCUUUAAUCAAAUUACAAAAACACGCAUAUUUUCAAAAUUAAAAUAAGUACACUAAUUAUUAAUAUUUUUCGGGAGCUUUUUAACAGGGCAUACAAAAAAGGGAUAUAAACAAAGCUCAUGAAAAAAACAACUUUUGACAAUUUGUUUGGGGUUCAACAUACACUUUUGGCUAGCCCGACCGGACUAUUAGCCAAUCAGAUCGCUACAAACUUGCAAGUCAUUUUCUUUACUUUUGUUUUGUUUUGGAAAGUGAAAAUAUCGUCUGCUUGUAUUGCACCACACAAAGGCUACGUGCAAAAGGAAUUUGAAGGAUAGUCAUUUAACACUGAAUUGCUGAAGGUUAAACAUUAAACAUCAUGAGUCUCUUGAUUUUUAAUAAAAUGUGGAAGCCUCAAGUGUUUCGUAACGUGAAUAAAAUCACCAAACGAGGUUUGGCCGAAACGAAACCUGAAGGUGGCAUCAAGAUUCAGCCCGAAACACCGUAUGUGUCACCUAAUUCAACACUAGGAGAUGUUCACAGGGUUAAUGGUGUGGAGAGGUAUUUCCUUGUUUGGACAAAAAAGUUUAAGUCUGUGAAAGAUGUUCCUGGCUAUGUUUCGAGAGACAUGAUGGAGAAGUCAAGGAAUAUAAUGAGGAUUAGAAUUAAUCUAUCAAUCAUCUGUGUUUGCUUGAUCGGGGCUCUACUUGCAGCCAAAAGUGGGAAGAAAGCAGCUGAAAGAGGAGAGACUCUCACUAAAAAUAACCAACAGUGGCAUCAACAAUACAAUGAUUCUCAAAAUAGCAAGUCAUCCAAGGCAGAAAAUUGAAAUCGAAGUUUUCAUUCAUUAUUGUAACAUUGUACCACUUGCCGUCUACAAUCUAUCAUUGUAUAAACAAUUAGACAAUAAAAGAUAGGAAAUAUAAAAGGUUAUUAACUAAG
Messenger RNA from Daphnia pulex (common water flea), 1394 nucleotides. RefSeq names its product UPF0389 protein CG9231-like. The coding region runs from base 832 to 1281 and encodes 149 amino acids. The transcript has 4 exons. Lineage: Eukaryota; Metazoa; Arthropoda; Branchiopoda; Diplostraca; Daphniidae. The record is from RefSeq and is a predicted model, not a curated record.